This is a messenger RNA of Nerophis lumbriciformis (worm pipefish), 3644 nucleotides long. RefSeq names its product zinc finger protein 385B (gene znf385b). The record is from RefSeq and is a predicted model, not a curated record. NCBI's taxonomy places the organism in Eukaryota, Metazoa, Chordata, Actinopteri, Syngnathiformes, Syngnathidae. Gene Ontology annotation, cellular component: nucleus. Gene Ontology annotation, molecular function: nucleic acid binding; zinc ion binding.
GAUGGGCGGACAGGUGGCAGCGGGGGGGCCGUCCAAGCUCCUCCCCCUGGCGUCCGGUCUUCGCUGUCUGGCUGGACAAGUGCAAACGUCAGAGCCCAGCGCCCCCCUGUGUUCAACUACAGGUGGCGCUGGAGGUUCGUCCGUCCUGAUGAAACCCUUCUUGCCUUUCCCCAUGGACGCCGUUGCGCCAGUCGCACUGUUUCCAAACUUCAACACGAUGGACCCCGUGCAGAAGGCCGUCAUCAACCACACGUUUGGUGGCGUGGCGGCCAAGAAGAAACAGGUGAUCACGUGCGGCGUGUGCCGGCUGAGGUUCAACUCUGACUCGCAGGCGGCGUCUCACUUCCGAGGCGGGCGUCACGCCAAGAAGGUCAAGUCCCAGGAGAACAAGACCAAUGGCAGUGGCUCCAGGAAGGCAGGCUCCGCCCCUCCGAUGAGCACCAAUCAGCACACAGAGGUCGCCCCUUCCUCACCCUCGUCCAGCCGAGCAGGAAGUGAGACUCCUCCCCCUAGCCCCGCCCCCACUCUCCCCCAGGAAGCCCCGCCCACGGCGGAGUGUGAGGAGGAGAGGGCCAAGCAGCUGAUGUAUUGUUCCCUCUGCAAGGUGGCCGUCAACUCUCUGUCUCAGCUGGUGGCUCACAAUGCAGGGUCCAAACACAAGACCAUGCUGGACGCUCGCAGCGGCGCCGGUCCCAUCAAGUCCUACCCUCGCCCCGGCGCCAAGCCCAAGACGUGCGGCGCAGCCACGGUGAAAGGUUCUGGUCUGCAGAACAAAACCUUCCACUGUCAGACGUGUGACGUCCACGUCAACUCUGAGAUACAACUCAAACAGCACAUCACCAGCAGGAGGCACAAGGACCGUGUGGCAGGCAAGCCCAGCAAGUCCAAACACUCUCCUCACAACAACAACAACAACAUGAGAACACAACACAGCUCGCUGAUGGAGCUGGCCAAGUCCCCCUUCCUCCCCCCUCCUCCCUUCGCCUCCUCCCUCCCACCUCGGCCCCACCCCUCCGUGCCCCUCCUCGCCGCCUCCUUCCUGCGUCAGGCGCCAGGACAGAUCCGAACGCGCCACCCCUCCCUCCUCUUCGCGCCCUACUGAUGCUGACCUUUGGCCUCUCUGGACUCAUCUUGGACCAGAACCAAAGAAACUUCCAGAACAAACCUUGGUGUCUCAAGAAGAACCAGAAGAACCUUUGAAAGUAAAAAGUGGACCUGAACCAGAAGCUAGACUUGGAUAAGAGGACAAGUGAAGGAUUCUGUGACGUCAUCAGACUGUUGUCCAAUCACCUGCCAGAACUGCAGCGUCAGGCUACUUUCCAGGACCUUUGGGUCGGGACCUGCUUUUGACUCCAGGCCACGAGAGGACAUCACGUGACCUCAGAGGAACUUCCUGUCUCAUUCACUUCUCACCAGCAGCAGACAACCAGGCUCCGCCCCCUUUCAUGAGGUCAUGUGACCUGCUCUUACUUUGUGCUUCUUCUCAUUUGGUUUGCUUGCUCCUGAACUACUUGAACUGUUGGUAUGCUCCUCCUGUGAUGAGGAUGAUGGUGAUAGUGAUGAGGAAGAUGAUAAUCAUGAUGGUGAUGAUAGUGAUGAGGAUGAGGAUGAUAGUGAUGAGGAAGAUGUGAGGAUGAUUGUGACAUUAAUGAAACAUGAAGAAAUGGAUUAGGAUGACUAUGGUGAGAAUGAUGAUGGUGAUGUGAGGAUGACUAUGAUGAGAAUGAUGAGGAAGAUGAUAAUCAUGAUGGUGAUGUGAUGAUAGUGAGGAUGAUUGUGACAUUAAUGAUCAUGAAGAAAUGGAUGAGGAUGACUAUGAUGAGAAUGGUGAUGGUGAUAUGAGGAUGACUAUGAUGAGGAAGAUGAUAAUCAUGAUGGUGAUGUUAUGAUAGUGAGGAUAAUUGUGACAUGAAUUAUGAAUAAAUGGAUGAUGAUGAGAAUGAUGACAGUAAUGAGGAAGAUGAUAAGGGUGAUGUGAUGAUAGUGAGGAUGAUUGUGACAUUACUUAUGAAGAAGUGGAUGAGGAAGAUGAUAAUGAUGAGCAUUUUGAUAAUCAUCAUGGUGAUGUGAUGAUAGUGAGGAUGAUUGUGACAUUAAUUAUGAAGAAAUGGAUGAGGAUGAAGAUGAUAGUAAUGAGAAAGAUGAUAAUGGUGAUGUGAUGAUAGUGAAGGUGAUUGUGACAUGAAUUAUCAUGAAGAAGUGGAUGAGGAUAAUGAGUGUGGUUAUGAUAUAAGCUUGAUGAUAAAAGUUACGAUGAUGAUGCAAGCGUGAUGAUAAUUGUAAGGAGGAUGGAGAUGAUGAUGAUAAAUAUGAUGAUGGCUAGAUUUAGGAUGAUGAUGACGACAGAGAAUAUGUGAUGAUGAGAAUGAAAAUAAUUAUUGCGAGGAUAAAGAUGAUGGUAAUUACAAUGAUGAUAGCAAGGACAAUAAUGAUAAUUGUCAGGAUGAUGGCGAUGACGCUGUGAUGAUGAUAGUGACGAUGAUAAUUAUAAUGGCAAUAAUUAGGAUGAUAAUGAUGGUGAGGAUCAUAAUGAUAAAUAUGGUGAUCAUGAUAUUUAUGAUGGCAAGAAUUAGGAUGAUCAAGAUACAUAUGAUGAUGAUAAUUGUGAUGGAGAUAAGGACCAUGUAUAUGAUGACGAUAGUGACAAUGAUAAUUAUGAUGGCAAGAAUUAGGAUGAUAAUGAUGGUGAUGAUAGUGACCAUGAUAAAUAUGAUGGCAAGAAUUAGGAUUAUAAGGAUGGUGAUGACGAUAAUUGUGACGAUGAGUAUGACAGUUAUGAUGAUGCUGGCGAGGAUGAUAAUAUCAUUGUAAGGAUGAUGGAGAUAAUGGUGGGAUGAUGAUGAUGAUGGCAGGAAUUAAGAUGAUAGUGAUGAGGGGCAUGUUGAUAACGGUGAUGAGGACAAUGGAGAUGAUUAUGACGAUAAAAGAUGAUAAUGAUUAUAAUAGGGUGAUGAUGAGGAUGAUUGUAAGGAUGACGGUGAUGAUAAUGAGAAGGGUGGAAAAGAUGUGGACUAUAAUGAGGAUGAUAAUGAUGAUUGUGAGAAUGAUGAGGAUAUUAAAAAUAAAGGUGAUAAUAUUGAACCAGAACAAAAAGUACUCUGACUGACGAUGUCAUCAUGAUGCAAUAACGGAGAGUCUCAUACAAUCUUGAAUAAAAAUACAACUUUUAUUGGUGAACGUAUCUGUUAUCCAUUGGACAUGUCUGAUGACCUACUAGAACUGAUCUGUUAUCCAUUGGACAUGUCUGACGACCUACUAGAACUUAUCUGUUAUCCAUUGGACAUGUCUGACGACCUACAACAACUUAUCUCAAAGUCAUUUAAUCAAAGUUUACUUAUAUAACCCUAAAUCACAAGUGUCUCAAAGGGCUGCACAAACCACAACAUCUGUUAUCUAUUGGACAUGUCUGACGACCUACUACAACUUAUCUGUUAUCCAUUGGACAUGUCUGAUGACCUACUACAACUUAUCUGUUAUCCAUUGGACAUGUCUGACGACCUACUACAACUUAUCUGUUAUCCAUUAGACAUGUCUGACGACCUACUACAACUUAUCUGUUAUCCAUUGGACAUGUCUGACGACCUACUAGAACUUAUCUAUUAUCCAUUGGACAUGUCUGACGACCUACUAGAACUUAUCUGUUU